AGUGGGUGGGAUCCUCAAGCGCUUCCAGUGGAAUUGAGAACCCGGGGCCUCAAAGCGAAGCGGCUGGAUACAGACGCUCAGCACAGCGGGCACUAGGACCCUGCGCGGCGCCGUGGCCGGCGGGGGGCGGCCGGCGGAGACUGGGAAUCCGCUCUUUCUGCCUCCUAGAUCCCGGCUGCGGCCACUUGUGCGAUCCGGGUUCCUGCCGCGGCCGCCUGGCCCCUUUCGGCACCAUGAGCCGCAGGUUCACUGUCACUUCGCUGCCCACCGCGGGGCCUGCCGGGACCUCUGACCCGGAGUCCCACCGGCUUUCAGCAGCGGAUCUCCGCCGCCUCUCAGGGGAAGACGCCAAAGGUGAUGGAAACCCCAAGGAGAGCAGCCCCUUCAUCAACAGCACUGACACAGAGAAGGGAAAGGAGUAUGAUGGCAAAAACAUGGCCCUGUUUGAGGAGGAGAUGGACACCAGUCCCAUGGUAUCCUCCCUGCUUAGUGGCCUGGCCAACUACACCAACCUGCCCCAGGGAAGUAGGGAGCAUGAAGAGGCAGAAAACAAUGAGGGUGGAAAAAAGAAGCCGGUACAGGCCCCCCGUAUGGGUACCUUCAUGGGCGUGUACCUACCGUGUCUGCAGAACAUCUUUGGUGUCAUCCUCUUCCUGCGACUCACUUGGGUAGUGGGCAUCGCAGGCAUCAUGGAGUCCUUCUGCAUGGUCUUCAUCUGCUGCUCCUGUACGAUGCUCACGGCCAUUUCCAUGAGUGCAAUUGCAACCAAUGGUGUUGUGCCUGCUGGCGGCUCCUACUACAUGAUUUCCAGGUCUCUGGGUCCAGAGUUUGGGGGUGCCGUGGGCCUCUGCUUCUACCUGGGCACUACGUUUGCUGGGGCCAUGUACAUCCUGGGCACCAUCGAAAUCCUACUGGCUUACCUCUUCCCAGCUAUGGCCAUUUUUAAGGCAGAAGAUGCCAGCGGGGAGGCAGCAGCCAUGUUGAACAAUAUGCGUGUGUAUGGCACCUGUGUGCUCACCUGCAUGGCCACUGUGGUAUUUGUGGGAGUCAAGUAUGUCAACAAGUUUGCCCUUGUCUUCCUGGGAUGUGUCAUCCUCUCUAUCCUGGCCAUCUAUGCUGGGGUCAUCAAAUCUGCCUUCGACCCACCCAACUUCCCGAUAUGCCUCCUGGGGAAUCGCACACUGUCUCGUCAUGGCUUUGAUGUCUGUGCCAAGCUGGCUUGGGAAGGAAAUGAGACAGUGACCACACGGCUCUGGGGCCUUUUCUGCUCCUCCCGAUUCCUCAACGCCACCUGUGAUGAGUACUUCACCCGAAACAAUGUCACAGAGAUCCAGGGCAUUCCUGGCGCUGCUAGUGGCCUCAUCAAAGAGAACCUCUGGAGCUCCUACCUGACCAAGGGAGUUAUUGUGGAGAGGCGUGGGAUGCCCUCGGUAGGCCUGGCAGAUGGUACCCCUGUCGACAUGGACCAUCCCUAUGUCUUCAGUGAUAUGACCUCCUACUUCACCCUGCUGGUUGGCAUCUACUUCCCCUCAGUCACAGGGAUCAUGGCUGGUUCCAACCGCUCUGGGGACCUGCGGGAUGCCCAGAAGUCAAUUCCUACUGGCACCAUCCUGGCCAUUGCCACCACCUCCGCUGUCUACAUCAGCUCCGUUGUUCUGUUUGGGGCCUGCAUUGAGGGGGUCGUCCUUCGGGACAAGUUUGGCGAAGCUGUGAAUGGCAACCUGGUGGUGGGCACUCUGGCCUGGCCGUCUCCCUGGGUUAUUGUCAUAGGAUCCUUCUUUUCCACCUGUGGGGCUGGACUGCAGAGCCUCACAGGGGCCCCACGCCUGCUGCAGGCCAUCUCCCGCGAUGGCAUAGUGCCCUUCCUGCAGGUUUUUGGCCACGGCAAAGCCAACGGAGAGCCAACGUGGGCCUUGCUCCUCACCGCCUGCAUCUGCGAGAUCGGCAUCCUUAUUGCAUCCCUUGACGAGGUCGCCCCCAUCCUCUCUAUGUUCUUCCUGAUGUGCUACAUGUUCGUGAACCUGGCUUGUGCGGUACAGACGCUGCUGAGGACACCCAACUGGCGGCCACGCUUUCGAUAUUACCACUGGACACUCUCCUUCCUGGGUAUGAGCCUCUGCCUGGCCCUCAUGUUCAUCUGCUCCUGGUAUUACGCCCUGGUGGCCAUGCUCAUUGCUGGGCUCAUCUACAAGUAUAUCGAGUACCGUGGGGCAGAGAAGGAGUGGGGUGAUGGGAUCCGAGGCCUGUCUCUCAGCGCUGCUCGCUAUGCCCUGUUACGCCUGGAAGAAGGGCCCCCACACACCAAGAACUGGAGGCCACAGCUGCUGGUGCUGGUGCGUGUGGACCAAGACCAGAACGUGGUACACCCACAGCUGCUCUCAUUGACCUCCCAGCUCAAGGCAGGGAAGGGUCUGACCAUCGUGGGCUCUGUCCUUGAGGGCACCUUUCUGGACAACCAUCCCCAGGCCCAGCGGGCGGAGGAGUCUAUCCGGCGCCUGAUGGAGGCAGAGAAAGUGAAAGGCUUCUGCCAGGUAGUGAUUUCCUCCAACCUGCGAGAUGGCGUGUCCCAUCUGAUUCAGUCUGGGGGCCUUGGGGGGCUGCAGCACAAUACCGUGCUCGUUGGCUGGCCCCGCAACUGGCGGCAGAAGGAAGAUCAUCAGACGUGGAGGAACUUCAUUGAGCUGGUCCGAGAAACCACGGCCGGUCACCUGGCCCUGCUGGUUACCAAGAACGUCUCCAUGUUUCCCGGGAACCCCGAGCGCUUUUCCGAGGGCAGCAUCGACGUCUGGUGGAUUGUGCACGACGGGGGCAUGCUCAUGCUGCUGCCCUUCCUGCUGCGGCACCACAAGGUUUGGCGAAAGUGCAAGAUGCGAAUCUUCACAGUGGCCCAGAUGGACGACAAUAGCAUCCAGAUGAAGAAGGACCUGACCACAUUUCUGUACCAUUUACGUAUCACCGCGGAGGUCGAGGUGGUGGAGAUGCAUGAGAGUGACAUCUCAGCUUAUACCUACGAGAAGACGUUGGUGAUGGAGCAGCGUUCCCAGAUCCUAAAACAGAUGCAUUUAACCAAGAACGAGCGGGAGCGGGAGAUCCAGAGUAUCACAGAUGAGUCUCGUGGUUCAAUCCGGAGAAAGAAUCCAGCCAACACUCGGCUCCGCCUCAACGUUCCAGAAGAAACAGCUGGUGACAGUGAGGAGAAGCCAGAAGAGGAGGUGCAGCUGAUCCAUGACCAGAGUGCUCCCAGCUGCCCUAGCAGCUCGCCAUCUCCAGGAGAGGAGCCUGAGGGGGAGGGCGAGGCAGAUCCAGAGAAAGUGCAUCUCACCUGGACCAAGGACAAGUCGGUGGCAGAGAAGAAUAAGGGCCCCAGCCCUGUCUCUUCUGAGGGCAUCAAGGACUUCUUCAGCAUGAAGCCGAACCAGUCCAACGUGAGGCGCAUGCACACGGCUGUGCGGCUGAACGAGGUCAUCGUCAAGAAAUCCCGGGACGCCAAACUUGUUUUGCUCAACAUGCCUGGGCCUCCUCGCAACCGCAACGGUGACGAAAAUUAUAUGGAGUUCCUCGAGGUCCUCACCGAGCACCUGGACCGAGUGAUGCUGGUCCGCGGCGGCGGCCGCGAAGUCAUCACCAUCUACUCCUGAGAGCCAGGACCUGCCACUCGGGCCCGAGCGCGCCCGGCCCGCGGCCCUGGAGCCCUUGCCGCGCCCCCUGCCGCUGUCACCGUUUACAUACAGACCCUGUGCCCACGCCCUGGCCCCCUUUCCCGCUGCCUGAAGCCCAGAGGUCACGUCCGUCGGGGCUGACUCGGAGAGGACCGCCCCCAUGCGGAGAUAAGAGCCCCGAGCUCCCCGUUGGCGUGUCGCCCUGUCGGCCCCGGCUGCCCUUUUUCUAAGCCCGGCCUCGCCCCGUCGGAGAAGCUGCAAUAAAGGUCCGGAGGAGGCGCGGAGAGGAGCGGAGCUGGGGCUUUGAGGACCCCGGGUAGUCCGCACGACUCUUUUCCCCUCUUCCCACGCCCCGCCCGGGUCCUCGCUCUGCGCUCCUCCCCCGGUGGCCCGGAGGGCGCGGGGUGGGAGGCCGCACUCAGCGGUGUCCGUCACUCCUAGUGCAGCCGCAGGCGCAGGCCGGCCGAGCCUAUACAUAGUGUAAAGGAGACAUCGCGUGUAUUUUUAACGUCCCCAUAUUUCUGUGACUAGAAGCGCAACAGACUUCUCGCCACUGUCGAGCUCUCCCGCUGGGGGCGCCCAAGGACGGCAGAGGCCUCGGGAGGCUGGGAUUUCCCUGACAUCCGAGAAUUUGAGAGCAAAAGUGCGUUAGGCCCAGGCGGGAGUCGUGGUCCCUCGACACCCCCUCGACGCCUCCUCGCCCUUUUCUGCGCGCCCUUGGCUUCCGACCCUUCCUCUUAGUUCUUUUCGGAGACGAGGUGAGACAAAUGUCCAACUUUUCCUGGAUUCGCCGCCCAGCGGAUGUGAGCUUCCACUGCGGCUGCAGAGACGCGCGCGCAGCCUCUUCUUAUUGGCUCUUAUGCAAGCUGGGGCCAGGAUAGGGGAGGGGCGCUCCUCAAGGAGAAGAAACCGAGAGAAGCCCUUGCCCCACCGAGGAAGCCCCGCCCCGGUGCCUUCGCUGGGGGAGCAGGCGUCUCUCCUCAGUCGGAUAGUCGCCUGCUCCCCCUAUCCCAUGGCUCUUCGCCAAAGACUGAAAUCGGGGAGCUGUAGGGCGUCCCGUCGCCCGGAGUUUCCUCCCUGGGACAGGUGAAGGAGGCGGCAGAGGUUCUGGUUUAGGGGCUAGACCCACCGGGGAGGCCCCUGAUGUUCCAAUGUCGCCUGUCCCAACCCGGCAGCUCCGACUUCGGGGACCCAGCUGCCUGCUCCGCGUCCCGGGGCCGGGCCUCGCUGCCUAGCAGCGGCCUCUAGCUGCGCCUCCCAGGUACCUGGGCCUGGGGGAGGGCUGGAGUCGCCACGUGCUUUGUUCUUAGCGCCUCUCUGCCCUCCUCCAACUAGGACCCAAGGCCUUUGGCUUCUCCAACUCCAGUCCUUAGCACUUUUGCUCCACCAGCCCGAUUGGAGGCGCCCUCUAUCCCUAGAGAAAGUGCUUUGGCCGGGUUCCCUUCCCCAAGGGCACAUUACUAAGGGGGAUAGGCACUGCAUGCUCGUUCCAGGGUCCUCUGGGACUGGGUACAGUACUUCCAGCUCCAGGGCCCUGAUCUUCGCACCUAGUUAGACAUCUCGCCCACCUCCCAGAGCUGGAGCUACUGGGUACUCCUGACCUCACCACCUCCUUUCCUUCCAGCCCAAGGCAGAGAGCUGGAGCUGGUGCCAUCUAGACUGGGUCAGGUGUGGCUGGAAUUAGGUCUGAACAGCUGCCGGUUAGGCCAAGGCUCCUCUGAAAUUUCAGCAGGGGGCUGGAUAGAUUCUUCCAGGUAGUAAUCAGAAGUUGGAGGUAUUAGACACCAGCACCCCCCCCCAACCCCCAUCCUUCAAAAGACCUCCCUCUGAGAACCACAGCUGGGUCUAGCCUUCUGGGCGCCUGAGCAUUCCCUGGGCUAAAGUGGUGGAUAGGCAGAGGGAAAAGGGGCUGUAUUAACAUCAAUUAGGGAACCAAAGUUGCACUACCUGGGCCCAGACUGUCUGGUUGGCAAGAGCAAAGUUUCCGUUGAUGAAAACAGACAUCUCACAACAAAAACCCAAGUUUUCUGUGCUAUAUGUGCAAUAUUUGUUAUGUUAUCACACGUCAUUCAUCAAAUUAUCUUUACAAUCAUGUAGCUAGAUGUUUCAUGUCCAUUCAAGUGACUUUUAUUCUGAGUGCAAUAUUUCAAUAGCCUUGUAGUGAUAACUAGUGUUGCUUUUGUUUUAGACGAUCUAUGUGCAGGGCAAUGCAAUGAAGUUGAAAACCCUUGUAAAUAGAAGAGGUUGAAAACCAAAUCAAGAGUAUUUAUUACUAUUAUUAGGCCUGCCUUUAAUUUUCAGUGUUUCAGUAUUCUGCAUUCUGCCUCAGUAUUGAUCUUGUGUUCUUUGUGCCAAUAUGAAAAGGAGAGGGUUGGUUCUUUCCUUUAUUGUUGAAUGCUCCCAUUUAAUGCUUUUUAGCUUUUACUGUAUUAAUUUUUUAGAUUCCCAUCUGCACAAAAUGCAAUAAAAAUAAUUUUAUUAUACCCU
Vicugna pacos (alpaca) is the source of this 6146-nucleotide messenger RNA. RefSeq names its product solute carrier family 12 member 5 (gene SLC12A5). Gene Ontology annotation, cellular component: plasma membrane. Gene Ontology annotation, biological process: potassium ion homeostasis; potassium ion import across plasma membrane; chloride ion homeostasis. The record is from RefSeq and is a predicted model, not a curated record. Lineage: Eukaryota; Metazoa; Chordata; Mammalia; Artiodactyla; Camelidae. Gene Ontology annotation, molecular function: potassium:chloride symporter activity.